This is a messenger RNA of Lichtheimia ornata, 1050 nucleotides long. RefSeq lists its product as uncharacterized. Gene Ontology annotation, molecular function: serine-type endopeptidase activity. NCBI's taxonomy places the organism in Eukaryota, Fungi, Mucoromycota, Mucoromycetes, Mucorales, Lichtheimiaceae. The record is from RefSeq and is a predicted model, not a curated record. The transcript is spliced from 2 exons. Bases 1 to 1050 code for a protein of 349 amino acids. Gene Ontology annotation, biological process: proteolysis.
AUGCAUUUGCCAACAACAGUAAUGCAGCUUGUAUACUUGUCCCUGGUCAAAGACGCAUUGGCCAUCUCCCAAGGCACAGCCAUAAGUGAUUGGCAUCAUGAGUACCCAUUCUUUGUUGUAUUUGGGGACCAGAUCAUAUGCGGUGGUUCAUUGAUAUCCACUGAUCCAGCAUGGGUGUUGACGGCUGCACAUUGUCUAGUGCCUGAAAUUGCAGCUGAGCAUGUUUAUGUGGUGGAUGAUGAUGACAACAGCGAUCCAUGCAAUGACAAGCAUUGGCGACAAAAAAGUAAAAAGAUUGGCAUUACGCAGAGCAUCAUCCACCCGCAUUUUGUAACCUACUCCACCACCAAUGAACAAGCCCAAGCCCCAUCAUCAUCAUCGUCAGCACCAUCCAAGAGUGCAAAAUCGGCCUUGGAAAAUUCCGUAUAUGACCUUGGUCUCGUGCAGCUUGCAUUACCUGUGAGGCAUUGCAUUGCUAUUGGUUCCACGAUGGAUGAUGACACUGGUACCGAUGCUCGCUUUGUGGGGGUGGGCUAUGAAAAUGACAAUCAAUUACCCGAUACCAUUCAAAUGGCAUUCAUGACGUAUCCAAGGUAUACCACCAAUCGCCUAUGGAUGACUACAACCUUUUCACACAACACGGCGCUUUGCCAUGGAGACUCAGGAGGGCCGCUGCUGAUAGCUAGUAAAAGUGGAGUAUUGUUGAUGACGGGUGUUCUCAGUCGAAUUUUCAAUGUCCAUGACCAAGACCCAAGCAGGGGAACGUGUCCUGUACCCGACCAUGGAAAGACCGUUUAUAAUGCCUUUGUCAACAUUGACCAGCAUCUCGAUUGGAUAUCGAAUACAACUGGCUUACCGAAAACAGCACUUUCGCUACAGCAAGGAAAGAAGCAUAAUCAAGUGGAGAGCUUUUGUAUGCAUCCAAAGCAUGGUAGUAGUAGUAGUAAUGCUAUUAGCAAUCGGUUCUCACGCAUUACUAAAGACACGGUAGCAACGGCAUCCCUUUUGGUGUUGGGGUUACUGAUGACGACCAACAUUCUUGUCAGCUAG